Trichoderma asperellum CBS 433.97 is the source of this 2097-nucleotide messenger RNA. Lineage: Eukaryota; Fungi; Ascomycota; Sordariomycetes; Hypocreales; Hypocreaceae. The record is from RefSeq and is a predicted model, not a curated record.
CCGGAAGUUGGAAACCGUAACAAUGAAGCAUCUUCUCUCAACAAGGACGACUGCAUGGACCGUCUGCAAUUGUCGUUUAGCGCCGUGAUACUCUGAUUCUUACGCAACCAGUCACCCGCUCCAAGGGGCUAUCAGUUCGCUUUCCCCUCAUGGUUUAUCGAGGACCCUCCAAAGAUUGCUUGCCAUGCAGGAAACGCAAGCUCAAGUGCGACCUGCGUAAGGAUGGAUGCGGCCAAUGCCUGCGGGCCAAUAUCUCAUGUUUUGGCUACCGGGAUACAAAUGAUCUCAUCUUCCGCGACCAGACACGCAGCGUCCAACGAAAGAUGCUGGCUUCCAAAGCCACGACAGUAUCUCUGCAACUUGGAACUCUAAAUCAUGUGAUAUUGCCCAAUGCCAACCGUCUUUUCUCGCAGCCCCAGCCGGCAUGGAAUGUUCGUGCUCGUCAUGACUUCUUUGCUCACUAUGUAUACGGCCUAUCUAGCAGUUAUGAUAUCUUACCUGCCUUGUACGAGAAAGCAAAGCUAGGGGACCACUUGUCUCUCAGCGUGGAUGCGGCCAGCCUCGCUUUCUUUGCGAGUAAUCACCCGACACCUUCAACAGAGCUUCUGCGGUUGGCUGCUGAAAAUUAUAUGCUCGCUCUGCGGAAAAUCAACAAGGCUCUAUCCAGCCGCGAACUCGCGAGUGCUGAUUCCACACUACAGUCAGUGCUACUUCUUGAUCUUUACGAGAAGAUAAUGGGUCGCGACCUCAUUUCAGAGCAAUCCUGGCUAGCCCAUCUUAAUGGCGCCUUAGCACUAAUCAAGGCUCGUGGCUACAAUGACAUGAUGAGAAGCGAAGUUAGUAGAAAGUUGGCAAACAAACUCUUCACGACUCUUCUUAUCAGUUGCUACAUUGCGUCUCAGCGGAUUCCGGAAGGCGUAGUGGAACUAGGACGCAGACUUGACAUGUUUCACGACAAAGAUGACGCCAAGUGGCGGCUUUCAAGCAUGAAUUGUAAGAUGAUCAAUUUCCGAAUCGAUGUUGCCGAGGGAAAGUUAUCCAAAAGCGAAAUUGUCGCUCAGGCCUGGCAGCUCAAGGACGCCUAUCGCGAAAUUGAGGAGACUUCAUCACAGAGAUGGCAGCCUAGGCAUGUCAUGGUGUCGGAGGAGGACCCCAGCCGGCCCUUCGUCUUUGGGGAUCACUAUGAUGUUUAUAGAGAUCACUUUACAACGCAAGUACGCAACACGGUUCGAAUAAUGCACCUCCAGCUUCACUUUUACGUCCAAAAGUCCUUGGUAGGCAACGAGUCUGAAGAAGCUAUCCGUAUUCGCUCAGAGUCACGCGCCCUCACGGAGCGCAUUGCGGAGGAAGUCUGUGCCUCAGCACCUCAGUUCCUUCUCCCAAAUGUCCAUCCGAACAACUGCAUCCCUUUCACCGCCGUCCAGACUCUGAAAUGUGGUACCCUUCUCCCGGCUAUGUUCAUAGCUGGCAGUGCAACGACGAACCCUAAUUUACGCCUCUGGGUGAUUAACACAAUGAAAUAUAUAGCCGCAUCUGGUCAUUUACGCGCCGCAUCGGUCACGGCAAAGAUGUUAGAACAGAAUCCGAUGCUGGAUUUUAGAUUUAUGUAUGCUAAAUUAGGAGGGUAUGCAUUUACUUCCUGUCUCACUAUCAUCUUCAAGUGCUACGGCAACGCCGGUUGAGAGUUAGACAUGUGGGCCUUGCGAUUUCUCCGACAUAUAAACUACGCUAUUAAGGACGCAGCAAGCAUAACAAGCCCUCCAAACCCAUCUAUUCCCGAGCACCACUCCUCCCAGCUCGCCGUGCUCCUCGGCUGGCCCCUGGUAUCCAAGCAUUUAUACGGUGCCCAAGCAUCAUUGCAAGACAACUCACGAUCGUCCAGCCUGACAAGUCCACCGUGCGUUGCCAGUCCAAAGGCGGCUUUGGCUCCCAUCUCUCUCUGCCCCACGGCCUUCCACCCAAACUCAUCACCUGCCUCCCAUAACUGUUUCUUCGCCGGCAGUGGCGCUAGAAUCAGGUCAGAAGGCAGAUCGCACAUGGCCAUUGGCUCAAAAUAAACGAGCAUAUUCACAACCCGGUAGACUAUUCCUAGUCUUU